Molecule: messenger RNA, 834 nt
Organism: Symbiodinium sp. CCMP2592
Lineage: Eukaryota; Dinophyceae; Suessiales; Symbiodiniaceae
Source: the annotation of a GenBank genome assembly
AUGGACAAGCUCCAUGGUGCGUCCAAUUUUGUGAACUUUGCGGCCUACUCUUGGAACAUCUUCCGCUAUAUAGGUGACUACCUUCAUUUGGGUGGGAUAUUGACACUUCUGGUUACCAUUGUGAAGAAUAAGUCAGUGGCAGGGAUUUCAAGGACAACGCAAAUCUUGUACUGCAUUGUCUUCUGCACCCGGUAUCUGGACCUUUUCGAUCACACGCAAUCCUUCUAUCUCGUGUUUUUCAAGCUAACGUAUAUCGUCACAUCCAUCAUUGUCUUAGUUUGCUUCUACCAGUUCGAUAGCACCUACGCACGCAGGCAUGACACGUGCAAUAUGACGAUAAUCCUGGUUCCUUGCACGGUCGCCGCGCUGCUUCUCACCAGCGACUAUUCCCUCCUAGAGGUCUUGUGGACGUUUUCGGAGUUCAUUGAGGGCUUUGCAAUGGUCCCGCAGUAUAUCUUCUGCUAUCGGGAGCGGGUGAAUAAAGAUGUGGGCACCAGCCUGUAUGUGGUGAUGCUCGGGGGAUACCGUGUCUUCUAUGCGCUGAAUUGGAUUUACAAGAAGAUCAACAUGCCUCGCUACUCCGACAUCCAGUCUUGGAUUGGUGGCCUUGUCGAGAUCAUGUUUUUCCUCGAUUUCUUGAACUACAGGUUCACUGGAAAUAGCAUCCUCCGGUCCUUCGUGCUGAAAGUUGAUACAAAAAUCAACGAAAUCAGCGACCAGGUGGAAUCGAAAGUGCUGGGUUCAACCUCGCGAUCAGAGCGUGCUGACACUGAAGGAGGCGAGAUGAGGAGGCGGCGCAAGCAAGACGAAGAUCGUCCGAUGGAGGAUGUUUGA